CAGUGAGCUGUAGUGAUACUCCUGGCACACUUACUCCUUUGUAUGGAUAAGGGAGUAUUUGCAUACUUUAACAAGCAGAUGUAGGCUACUAACUGAAAGGUACAAUUGCAUACCUCAGGCUGGCUGAAGUACAAUACUUAAUGCUGCUGUGUAAACAAAACAAGAUCUUGGUGUCAAGAUGGCUGACCUGGAAGUCUACUUGUAGCUCAUGAUCCUUAUGCAAAUAAGUUGCAUGUCAGUGGCUUACUUGGAAGAGGAAGUUCAUUUUGCAUGUGUCAAGUUCUCAGCAGGGUCAAGAUGGAUAGCACAGAUGAACCUCAAAAAAAAGUCUUCAAAGCACGAAAAACAAUGAGAGUAAGUGAUCGACAACAACUUGAGGCUGUCUAUAAGGUUAAAGAGGAGCUUUUGAAGACAACUGAAGUUAAACUGUUAAAUGGAAAGCAUGAGAAUGGAGAUUCUGAUUUAAAUUCUCCUUUAAGCAAUACAGACUGUGUGGAGGACAAAAGGGAAGUUAAUGGACUAGUGGAUUUGUGUCUUAACUCUGAAGAAGGAAGAACAGAUUCUGAGGAAAUUACUGAUGUUAAAAGCCCUGAAAGCAGGGCAGAGAGUGUAGUCAAUGAUCUAGCAUCUAAACCUCAAACGUUAUCUCCAGAGAACAUUAUUUCUGAGCAAGAUCAAGAUACGGAUGAUACAGUUUUAGCCUGUGAGACUGAAAAUGGAGUGCAUGGUAGCAAUAAAAACAACUUCCAUGAAGAAAAUAAUACAAAAGAUCAUUUGGACCAAAGAAGGAGUGACAUCCCAUCAGAAGGUGAAAGUAAAUUAAGCUGUGAUAUCAGUGACUCUUCUGAAGAAAAAAUCAAAAUAAAUGACUUAACUAUUAGUUCUGAUUUACCUGUUGAAGAAAAGAAGACUGAAGAAGUGACUACUGAAGAUGCUGUUGGAGAAGAAGCAAUCUCUAGCAGUAUGGAAGCUGAUCAGGAACUAAAGGAUGAAGGGGAUGACAUUGCAGAUCUUUCAGAAACCACCGUUGAGAAGACAGUAGAUGAGCCAAGUGAGAGUAUCUUGGAGAAUACAGACUCUAUGGAAACAGAUGAAAUUAUUCCAAUUUUGGAAAAACUUGCCCCUGCUGAAGAUGAGCUGAGCUGUUUUUCUAAAAAUUCCCUGCUUCCAGUGGAUGAUACAUCCCCAGAUUUAGAAGAGAAAAUGGACAACUCUUUGGGUUCACCAUCCAAGCAAGAAAGUAAUGAAAAUCUGCCUAAAGAGGCAUUCUUAGUACUGUCUGAUGAAGAGGAUCCUUGUGAUGAGAAGGAAGAAGGUGCUGAAGUUAUACUAACAAACAAGCCAAGUCUUCCAGAAGAAGUGGAGGAAGAGAGAAAGGAAAAUGACAAGGAGGAGAAAGAAAGAGAAGAGACUCAAAAAGAAGAGGAGAAACACACAGAGAGAAGUGAAGUGUCAAGGAGAAAGCGUUCUAAAUCUGAAGAUAUGGACAGCGUACAUUCUAAACGCCGUCGGUACGUGGGAGAAGACUAUGAAGCAGAACUCCAAGUAAAAAUUACAGCCAGAAGAGAUGUUGACCAAAAAUUACAAAAGGUUAUCCAGAGACUGUUGGAAGAAAAACUUGCUGCUUUGCAGUGUGCCGUAUUUGACAAGACUCUGGCAGACUUGAAAACACGAAUAGAGAAAGUAGAAUGUAACAAGAGGCAUAAAACUGUGCUUACUGAACUACAGGCUAAAAUCGCUAGAUUGACAAAGCGGUUUGGAGCAGCCAGGGAGGACUUGAAGAAAAGACAGGAAAAUUCAUCAAACCCACCUUUGUCUCCAGGGAAAGCAGGGAGUGACACUGCAAACACAAAUAAUCUGACGUACCGAAAUGCAGGCACAGUGAGACAGAUGCUGGAGUCCAAGAGGAGUGUAAGCGAGAGCACACCAGCAACUUUUCAAGCCCCUGUGAAUGCAGUGCCAACUUCCAGUCUUGCUGCUCCUCAGACAGUUGUCAGUGGACAUCCUAAGCCUCAGACACCGGUGACCUCCAGCUCUUUGACAACAACAGUUCUUCCUACAGCUAACACAGCUACCGUUGUUGGCACUAGCCAGGUGCCCAGUGGCAGCACUCAGCCAAUGUCCGUCUCACUGCAGUCUUUACCAGUAAUUUUGCAUGUACCUGUUGCAGUGUCAUCCCAGCCUCAGCUCCUGCAAGGCCACGCAGGGACUUUGGUCACGAACCAGCAGUCAGGCAACGUUGAAUUUAUAUCUGUACAGAGCCCAUCCACUGUUGGUAGCCUUACCAAAACUCCUGUGUCUUUGGCAUCAAAUAACCCAACUAAACCAAAUAACAGCCCGUCUGUGCCCAGUCCUGGUAUUCAGAGGAACUCUCCAGCCAGUGCUGGGACAAUAGGAACAACAUUGGCAGUACAGGCUGUUUCAACUGCACAUCCUGUUGCGCAGGCCACAAGGACUUCUUUGCCAACAAUGGGUACUUCAGGACUUUAUAAUCCUACCAGCAGUCGAGCUCCCAUACAGAUGAAGAUUCCCCUCUCUGCAUUUAGUAGUACAGCUCCUGUUGAACCACCCACCGUUACAGCACCCAGAGUUGAAAACCAGACAAGCAGGCCACAAACAGAGACUUCGGCAAACAAGCGAACUGCUGAGGGAACAACACAGAGUGGGAAGGUCACAGGAAGCGAUUCAGGAGGAGUCAUUGAUCUUACACUGGAUGAUGAAGAUGAUGGCUCUUCUCAAGCAGAUGCCAAGAAGCAGAACCAGACAGCUGUGACAGGAUUGAGCUUGUCCACACAGCCCUUGGCUCGCCCCUUGCAGCCUUUGCAGCCUUUGCAGCCAAACCCUCUGCAACAGACAGGUGUGCCAACAAGUGGACCUUCUCAGACCACCAUACAUGUAUUACCUACAGCUCCAACAACAGUGAAUGUAACACAUCGUCCAGUGACACAAGCUGCUGCAAGACUUCCUAUACCAAGAGCCCCUGCUAACCAUCAGGUGGUCUAUACCACUCUUCCUGCACCACCAGCUCAGAAUCCAGUAAGAGGAGCUGUCAUGCCAAACCCAGGUUUAAGGCCAGUCAACCCACAGACUGGAGGUAUGACGGUACGAAUGCCUCAAACAACUGCAUAUGUUGUGAACAAUGGACUAACUCUCGGAUCUGGAGCACCUCAGCUCACAGUGCAUCAUCGACCACCACAAGCACAUGCUGAGCCACCACGCCCCGUCCAUCCUGCCCCACUCCCGGAGGCACCACAGCCACCACGCCUGCCCCCUGAAGCUGCCAACACUUCUCUGCCUCAAAAGCCGCAACUGAAGCUGGCCCGGGUACAGAGCCAGAAUGGUAUUGUGCUGUCAUGGAGUGUCAUGGAAGUGGACCGGAGUUGUGCCAGUGUGGACAGUUAUCAUCUCUAUGCCUACCAUGAGGACCCAAGUGCCACUAUGCCCUCCCAGUGGAAGAAGAUAGGGGAGGUGAAGGCCCUCCCACUACCUAUGGCAUGCACUCUUACUCAGUUUGUGUCUGGCAGCAAAUACUACUUUGCAGUCCGGGCUAAGGACAUCUAUGGACGUUUUGGACCCUUCUGUGACCCCCAGUCCACAGAUGUCAUCUCUUCCCAGAGCAGUUAGAGAUUUUUGGAGCCUUUAAAUGUGUCCCACUACAAUAACCCCAGUUUGGGGGGUUUGAUCCGAUGCAUGAAAUUCACUGUUAAAUCCACUCACUGCAGGAUUACUUUAAACAGCUGUUUGAUACACUACAUGCAUUGAGAACCAAAAGAAAAAUAAAGUCUCACCUGCAGCAAGAGAACCUGUUUUCCUGGAUGGCUCAAGACAUGGGCUGUGUGAAAAUUUCAUACUCCCUUCCAUGACAGCUGUUCCACCUAGAUACCUACCUACCCUUUAUCCAAGGUCACCCUGGACGUCUGGGAUUCUGCUUCAGAGUGGGAACAAAAUAAAUAGCACAGUUUGUCUGAAGCAAAACAUAUACACAUCUGUCAUAUCUGCGAAGGUGGUAACAUGAGGGCAAGAACAGAUUUGCCUCUUGCACCCCACCGCUCUGUGAGCAGGCUAUGAUGUGAAAGACGAUUCAGGGUCUCACUUCUGUACUGGAAGAUUGAGUGGUCUGAUCUCAUUCUGCAAACUGUCAUCAGUUCUCUGAGGGGAGAGAAGGGAAUUUGAGUCUGUCUGAGGCAGGAAUGUGUGUGUAAAUUUAGAAAUCGGAGGUGGUUUAAAAAACAAAAAAACAAACAAAAAUCCUACCUCCUACCUCUCCCAGAUAAGAAUUUCUUCUAUUUUCACCUUCUUCCCCCACAAGUAUUGGGAGCAUUUCCAGGUGAGAUCUGAAACUGGAUUCUAGGGACUGCAUUCACAUCUUUUUAGCUCAAAUAAUUUCUCAGUCCUUCCCCUUAUACAUCCAGCCCUGUUUUUUAGAUUUAUUUUGUGCCUUAAGGAGUAAUUUCAGAAAUAAAUGUAGCGAGAUAUACUGUGGUGUUCUUUUAUUUGUUUGGAGUUAUUUUUCCAUUUAGCCCUCUUGCCUUCAUAACUGCGUCUCAUUUUCCUGGCCUGCAGUAAUUAGGUACUUCUGUAAAGCCCAGGAAGUAUAAUAUCUACUGAUGCUGCAUUUAUCUGCAUCUGUAGUAUAAUUCAACCCUCUCCUCACUGUAAUUCCUGAGUAGUUGUUUUUGUCCUGUGAAGAAUUAUUAGAGUACACACACAGUAUUUUCCACCAGAGCCUUUUCCUGUUCUUUUGGGAAAGCUGUAUGCUGCAGUUCAGCCAAAGAAGAAACCUCUCUGGUGCAGCAUCAUGAAAGCUUCUACCUGUUUGCAGGCAGUUUGGAUGUUGAAUUACUACAGAAAGGUAGGAAGUUGGCUACCUGGUCCUCUUUCUGUCCCAGUCACCUGUCUGCAAAAAGCUAACACACUCAAAACAGUUUUGAAACGAUGUUAGACACCAGCCCAAAAGUUGUGAGCAACUGCAAAUGUUAAUAGAAGGUUUCAUUAUGCUUCUGAGCUGGGGGGGGGGGGGGGGGAAUGAAUACAUCUUGCCCCACUGUCCUGUUUUCAUGUUACAGUUUGGUUAUGCAAAAAGCAAGUUUAGCACCCUUGAACAAGAAAGGAUCUGAAAAAAAAUUAUUUUGGCACUUCUUAUAACAAAGACAGCUGUGUCAUUCCUGCCCAACAGAACCAAACAAUGGCUUUAGAAGGGAGAGGAGCCUCUUUAAAAAAGAAAAAAAAAAACAUUUCUCUGUAUGACAAAGCUGUAGAGUGUGUGUGUGUGUGUGUGUACACACGCACUAUUUUUUUUUUCCAAUUUCAGCACUCUCUCUUUUCUAAAACCAAGAGGCUUUCAAAUGUAAAGCAAGGUUGAAAAACGGCUGAAUAAACCCCAAAACAUGGCUGGUGAAAUACACUACAAGAUCAUGAGUUCUUAGUUGUCUUCCCUUCAAGAACUUUUAUUAGUGAAAGAAAGUGCUUUGUAUACUUUUGUCCAUGCACUCCUUUAAGUAGCUAGGAUUUUCACUUCUGUCAGGUGAGUAAUGAAUAUUCUUUAUAUGGAAACUUGCAUUUAAGCUAUAGCAGCUUUAGCGAUUUGAAUGAACAAAAAUUCUGUCCAAAUUCAAGUAUCAUGAGAGAAGGUUCAUACUAAAUCUCAAGUCUGAAUAAUGCAUAACCUCUCCUUUGAAUAACAAUUGUUCCUGUAUUACUGGUGCCAAUAAUCAAUAAUGCCUUGAAAAUUUUCUAUGUUUAACUAAAUGUUUUGUCUGCCUCUUUCAGGGAACAGAAAUCACUUAAUAAUGCAUUUAGCCUACUUCUGGAAAGUUAGAUCCUUAGCCAGUUCUGUAGUAGAGGCUUAGAGCAGUUUCUUCCAGCUGAUGGCUGUUCAUUCCUCCUCGGGCAAUUUUUAAUGUGUUUUUGAGGUGGUACCAAAGCGCCUUUGACAGGCUGUAUCAGUACAAUGAGGUUUUAUAGUUUGAAAGCUAAAAUAAAUACUAGAAAACAACCAGAACUUAUGCUGCUUAUUAAUUGUGAUUCCAACCCAAACUACACAUGAAUUUACCUAAAGUUUGUGCUUGCUUUUAAUCACGGUUGUUACUAGCUUUGUCUUGCUGGGAGGAGGGAGGGGAGAACUCUAUACUAGAAUUCUUUUUUCUUCCUUCCCCCCCGCCCUUUGUAUUGGAAGUUUUGUAGGCUCUGUCUUUAGAGAAAGAAAACUCAUCUUUAUUAACUAAGGGUGCAGCUCUCAACUGAACUGCCUGUAAAAUCUGAUUUCCUUAGUAGAUCUGUUUCUACUAUAUGCAGAAUGCAAUUGAUUUGUGUGAAUAGGCUAAAUAAGGUAGCUAUCAUAUGCCAUUUGAAACCAUUAAAACUAUAAAAUAUUGAAAGCUGGGUUUUAUUCCAUUUCAUCUUAGAACUUUUAAUAUCCAAUUUCAGGACCUUAAGCAAGUGCUGGUGGCAAGCAAACUACCUGAUAAACUGUAGCCUGACUUUCAGAUGCCCAUUUCACUUUGGAGACCUUCCAGGUAGCAGGUCCUCAGAUCAGUGAUGCACAGAAAACCUUACUGUGCCAUUUUUGUAAAAUCAUUUUCACAGUGUAAAAGAUUCUACGAACAGAUCUCUCUCGCUCCUUACGUUAACCAACUGGAGCAUUGCUGAAUUCUUUAGCUGGAAUGACACUUCACCCUGUGUUGUGGGGUUGGGGGCUUUGGAAGUUGUUUUAAUAUCCUUUACCUCCUGGAAUUGCUAAAGCUAUUUAGGAACUAAAUUUCUGCUAGUAACAAACCUUGAUAACCAUUUAAACAGAUUUUUAUUUGAGAAUAUUACUGAAAUAUCCUGGCAUGCUCAGUACAGGACUGUUAACACUGUGUCCUGCUAGGCUGAGCUCUUUGUGAAAGUUUGUUGCUGGAGGCUUCCAAUAAUCUUGUUCUUAAACAUGCUAAAAAUCUCUACAUGACUUUUUAAGUGGCAGUCCUUGUUUUAGUCUUAACUCUACACUUCAUGCAGGUAUUUUCUAUCUCGUUUUCAGUACAUUGUAUAAAGCUGUUCCUUGCUUAGAGAUUUGCUAUUGCCACUGGGUACGUGACAUUUUAGCAGUACAGAGUUGAAGCUAGUUCUCUAUGCUUUAGAAGAUCAAGCACUGAUUCUACAGCUGUAUUUUCUGUGAUCAUUUACCUUCUACAUUGUCUGAGGCUUGUUAACGUUUUCUCUGUGUAGUAUGUGGGAAUCUGGAUGUCCUGUUUAAAAACAAUUUUAGUUCAGUUUUUAGUUGGAGGUGAGCCCUACUGUGGAGUGCUGAUAGUAAUGCUAUUCACUUCCACUGAGUUUGUCCUCGUUACAGCCUCACUGACCGCCUUUAUUUCAAAGUAUGUCUAAAAAAGCUCUAUUGGUUAUUUUAUUCAGAUAACUUCAGGAGGGGAGAGUAGACUGUAGGUAUGGUUUACGGUACUAAAUCCACAGUGGCAGCCUCAAGAAAUGUGAACGUUCAAAGACUUUUCUUUUUCUUUUCUUUUCUUUCUUUCUUUCCCCUCUCAGCUUGUAUUUAUUUCCAUGCUCCAACCAGCUUUCCAGAGUAGCAAUUGAUGUUGGAAUUUCUGCUCCAAGUUACUUAUGCUACCAUUUGCUGCAUUAGAUCACUGAACACAAGCACCAAGGUACUCAUCUACCUGGCCUGAGGCUUUCAGCACAAGGCUGGCAAUGCCCACAGUGUCUUCCCUGUGAAUAUAAGGGGUCUUAUCCUGCUUCCUUUGGACACAUUGGCAAAACCUUUGAUGCCUUUAGUGGGAGCAGAGAUUUGGCCUCAUAGUAGGAUCUGAGUGCUGUGGAAAAUAGUCACUUACCCCUUUCUUUAUGCUGUUUGUCUUAAGUAAGUAAGUGUCCAAUUACCUAUAAUCCCUAUUAUAUGUAGGGACAGGUCAAAUCUGUUCUUGUUCCCCAGCCAUUCCUCAGUAUUAGAGCAUUGCAAACACUGUACAAAAUCAAGCUGUGAUCUGCCUUCUUAUAAACUCAUUAGUAUUUUCAUUUAGUCAAAUAUCUAUCCAGAUUUUUUUAAAUAAAAGCUUGAUAUAUUAAAUAUAUAUUUUUUUAAUUUGUUGUUUUGGGUAGGGGUGGGCAUUGUAUGAAAAUACUGGAGGGAAAGGAGUUCAAAUUAGUUCACUGUUACCUGAGCCAGCCCUGCAACCAAAAUCUUUAGUCCCUUCCAAACAGUGUCUGAGGGGGAAGUGAAAAAUUAAGGAUAAUUGAGAAAAUGUGAAUGAAUUUUUCUUUUCAUCCCUUCUAAGUACCCUUUAAAAUGCAUUUUUAUUUCUCAUUGUCAUUGUGCAGGCUAAGCGUUUUUUUUAUUAUUUUUCUAUUUAUAUAUAUAUAUAUACACACAUAUAUACACACACCUGUGUAUAAAUAUAUAGUUUGAAGUGCAUCUUAAUUUAAUGGCGUAUAGCUGUAAAUAAGGUAACUGAGUGGUAGUGUUUGGGGAUUUCUGUUUGGCUUUAGUAGGUUAUUGGCCGUUAAAAGAUUCAAAUAUGAAGCGUCCUUUAUAGGAAACUGAUGGUCUGAUUUUUUUUUUUUUUUUUUUUUAUCUUUUGCAGCUGGACUUGUAAAUACAAAUAAUAUAGGAUGGAUUUAAUGUCCAGUUUAAACUGGACAGUCACAAGCUUUCCCCAUUUUUGUAUGUACUGUAGAUUAGUGUGUGUAUGUGUUAACUGGAGUGGGGUUUUUUUGUCUGACAAGCCUGAAAUUUAUACUUUGAAAUAAA
Rhea pennata is the source of this 8743-nucleotide messenger RNA. RefSeq names its product activating transcription factor 7 interacting protein (gene ATF7IP). Gene Ontology annotation, cellular component: nucleus; transcription regulator complex. NCBI's taxonomy places the organism in Eukaryota, Metazoa, Chordata, Aves, Rheiformes, Rheidae. The record is from RefSeq and is a predicted model, not a curated record. The coding region runs from base 271 to 3624 and encodes 1117 amino acids. Gene Ontology annotation, molecular function: protein binding; transcription coregulator activity. The transcript is spliced from 15 exons. Gene Ontology annotation, biological process: regulation of DNA-templated transcription.